CACAUAUCUGAUUUCUACACGCAGGAAAUGAAUUAUACUGUAAAGUGUAGCUCUCUGUUCAAGAUAGAUCAACUUACUCAGCACUGAAUCCGAACGAAGAUAUUCUAGAAUUCUAAGAUAACCUACCCUUCUCCGCUACGGUCGAACGUGGGAUAAACUGUGCGUGUAAUCUCGGUAAGCAUAGAAUCUUUAUCCCAACCCGGCAGUGACCGUUGUGCGACGUUCGGUUGGGGUCAUAAACAUGGCGUGGAGAGGAUAUUUUGUCAAAUGGACCAAAACAGAAUGUAUAAAUUCUGUCUCCACAGUUUCGAGAGGUAGCAGGUUCACCCUCCACCCCCAGCAGAGGUGUGGUUUCCGGAAAGAAGCAAGGAAACCAGAGACAUGGAAGAGGGACCGGGGCAUCCCAGAAGAAACAGGCCCUCCCCCCUCUGAGGCUGCCGAUGCGGUGGUGUCUCGGAAAGUGGUGCCCCCUAAAUCAGGACCCCCACCCCCUGGCGCGGCCCCCAGGCGUACUGGGAAGCUGUUCAAGCCCUUUAUGUUCACAAUAGGGUUUACAGGGUGCUCCUUUGGUGCGGCCGCCAUCUUGCAAUACGAGUCCUUGAAGUCACGAGUGAAGACGGCCAAGGACGAGGCUGAGCAGGAGAAAAACGGAAAGGCAUCACAAGACAUGACAUACUGGCACAACUGGUGGAACCAGCUAACAGACUUCCAGAAACAGGUCAUCCUGCUCAUGUCCUUUGUAGACGAUUUCUGGAGCAGCCUGACUGAGGGUCAGCAGAUGGCCACUGGGAUCAUAGCGGUCAAUGCUGUGGUGCUCUGCUGUUGGCGAAUACCCUCCAUGCAACGAUUCAUGGUCAAGUACUUUACUGCCAACCCAGCCUCCAAGACGCGGUGCCUUCCCAUGCUCCUCUCCACCUUCAGCCAUUACUCUAUAAUCCACAUGGCGGCCAACAUGUACGUCCUGUGGACCUUCUCCUCCAGCAUCGUCUCUCUCCUGGGGAAGGAGCAGUUCCUCGCUGUCUAUCUCUCUGCUGGCGUGAUCUCCACUAUGGUGAGCUACUUGUGUAAGACCAGCACGGGACGCCUGCAUCCCUCUCUUGGGGCGUCAGGGGCCAUCAUGACGGUCCUGGCCGCAGUCUGCACCAAGAUGCCCGAGGCCAAACUGGGAAUCAUCCUCCUGCCCAUGGUCAGCUUCACUGCAGGCAACGCCUUGAAAGCGAUCGUUGCCAUGGAUGCAGCAGGGCUCAUUAUGGGAUGGAGGCUGUUUGAUCAUGCUGCUCACCUUGGAGGAGCCCUCUUCGGAGUGUGGUAUGUAGCAUACGGCCACAAGCUGAUGUGGAGGAAGAGGGAGCCACUGGUCAAGGCAUGGCACAGCAUGAGAUCUCAGGCCCCUGGUGGACGGGGCAGGCCUGGGGGUUCGGGCGGCGACGGGGGCAGACCUGGACCCCCAACAUAGCACUCUGGGAAGUUGGCCCAUAACCACUGAUCAGGUGUCAGAUAUCCCCCCCAAUUGGUUAGGAUUGGCUGUAGGGGGUAUCUGAACCUAAAUCUGUGGUUAGGGGAAUCUUCUACCUCAAGAAGCCUUUUUUUGGUACUUAUGCCUGGUGAUAUCCAGCUGACAGCUGUGGAGGGCGGGACCCAGCACCCCAAACCUUUGUUCUUCUAAUUGGCGCGUUCCUCUGCCCAGGCGUUGCUGACGCAUGCCUUAUCUGACGUCUGGAUAGGUAUUUUAAGUAUCAGCCAACCACAUCAUAUGUUAUAGCAAUCUGGAGCCCCCAUUGGUUGAUGCAUGCAACAUCUGAGCAGGGAAACGCAACCAAUCUAAUCAGAGAGAGUGGACAUAUUUGUGACUUAAGAUGGCAGUCUUGUUUUAGGAGGAUUUCAGACAGUACUCUAUUGUAACUAAGUCCUAAUGGAUGAAUGAUUCAUUUGGUUUGAUAAGUGACUGUACUCUAGUACAGAUGAUGUUGGCUUUAUCAUUAUGGGGUAGUUUCUAUGAAGAUGUGAGAUGUUACCAUAGAGAUAUUGUAUUACAUAAUGUAUUCAUAUUCUAUGUCUAUGGUUGAUACAGAGACUGCUUCCUGUUCUCUAAACCUGACUUCCUGUUUGUAAGGAAGUGGUUAACGGAGAAUGACCGUCCUGGACUAAAACAACAAACUUCCUCAUUGACCAUAAGAACUUCAACUUCCUUGUAGUUUGUAGGUGUGCUGGCACUGCCAGAGGUUUCUGAAAGGUUGAGGUGCUUAUCUUGGUAAAACAUUUUGUAAAUCCUGAGCCUUACAAAAAAGGUACAUAACACGCCAAAAAUUUCCUCAACACUGCGGUACUCUUUUAUUAAAAAGGUCACCAUCUUCACUGGGGUAGUACAUUUGGGUUUAAAGGGAUACUUCAGGAUUUUCCCAGAGUCAAGAUGAACUCAUGGAUAUCAUGUUUAUAUCUGCAUGCAGUAGAGGUAGUUUUGCUGCACAAGGCAGUUUCUCUGGACCCAUGUAAGGUCGGAGUUCUUCCCCCUCCCUAAAAUAAAAAUCCAUUCAAAGUAUAGACUACAGAUUGCUGUCCGUGGUGCUGAAAUUGCGACGUGUCUAUGCAGCGGGCCGAUCGAAUCAACCUGGUCUCGGGGAAUUUCGUAUUGUUCUGUAUGUAAAUCCGAGACACUCCAUUUAGUAUGAUAUGUUACGAAUUUGCAGACUUACAAUGUAAAAAAAAAAGCAAAACGAGUUAAGAAUUCUAGCUAGGUGGCUAACAUUAGCUAGGCUAGGGGUUAGGGUUAAGUUUAAGAGUUAGUUUAAAGGGUUGGGAAAAGGGUUAGCUAACAUGCUAAGCAGUUGCUAAGCAGUAGCAAGUAGGUAAAGUUGCUAAAAUGCUAAAGAUCUCCUCGAUGAGAUUUGAGCUCGCAACCUUUGGGUUGGUAGACAUUCGCGUAAUACGCCAAGUAACCAUCUGUCUUAUGUAACCAUACGAAACGGAGUGUCCUUAGAUUUACGUACAGAAUAAUACGAAAUUCUCUGAGACCAGGCUGAUGGAAUUGAUGAUAGGCUACAUGCUCUGGCACAACAGAAACCCUAUAGCGUUGCUUCAGCUAAUAUAUGUUUAUUAGGCCUAUUUGGUUGUCAUUUUCUCAUGUUAAGCCUAACAUUUCACUAAGCUAUACAGGGUGUUACACGGCUGCCAUGAUUUAGACUGCUGGCUGGCGGCAAUAAUGUAAUGACUUGUUCUGUAAUUAAAGUUUGAAUUUCAAACAUUGCAGAUUGGUCAAAUACAUUUUCGGUACAACAGAAUACUAAUCGGCAACCAAUUGAUUAAAAAAUAAUACAAUUGUCCUGUAUAGCCUAUCUGAGCCUGCAUGACAUGAGCCGUCCUCAUGCUCUCUCCCAGCUUGGAUAGGAAGUUGUGUGUAAAACCAGUCUAUGAAUGCCAAAUAAUAGUCAGUACACCUUCAAAACACUAGCUUACAUUGUUUCAUUAUGCAGUGUAGCCUACUAUCUAUACCUAUAUACAGGAUUUAUACAAAUUACACAUCAAAAAGCCUAACAAUGAGGACAAAUCCUUGGCUUGGCAUACAUUUAGCGUUGAACUCAGCAGGUUGUCUGGCUAAUAGCUGACAGAAAUGGGCUGCAAUCAAGGUAAAUUUUAGUCCAACUUGAGACUCCCCUGAGCUUCUGAGACAUUGUACAUUAUAUGUCCAUUACGCUGCACACAAUUUAAACUUUGUCUUGAAUGAUGUAUGCCAAGAUAUACCAGAGAUAAGACUGUUGAUAUUGCUACCACACAACUCAAACACAGGAUCACCAGUAUUAAUAAAAUCGCAAACCACUUUUUUAGUUUGAGCCCCCCCCCAGAACUGUUGUCCAGUAUCCUACACAGCUUCCUGUACAGUUACUCUUUCCGGAACGUUUUGAAGCCGGUAAUUAAGGAGAAUGAGAGGCUCAAUUAAAGAUGUUGCAGAACUGCUGUUUUUAAAAUCACCACUCCCUGCUGUUGCAAUCAAACUGUUUUUAACUGUCGCUUUUGCGGGGAGAUCAUUUUAUAACAACUAAAACUCAAAGAACUGCUUAAGAAUUCAACAUUAGGGUCUCGGUCUGAUGCGUUUUUGAACACCUGCCCAGUGGGCAAAACCUGGUUGAAAAGACGUCAGUAUGACAUAUUUUUAUGCCUGCUCAUUCUGGUUGGAAAAGGAUGUUGUUUUUACGCAUUUGUCUGAUGACAAUACGACCAGUUGGUCAUAUAUUAUGUAGCCUACUGGUCAUAGUUAAUACCGUCAUAACCUGGUAAUGACCACAUGACUACAGCUUAUUAGCUACUGUAAAAAGAAAUAUUGCAGAGAAUAAAGUUGGAAAUUGAAAA
Molecule: messenger RNA, 4344 nt
Organism: Oncorhynchus kisutch (coho salmon)
Lineage: Eukaryota; Metazoa; Chordata; Actinopteri; Salmoniformes; Salmonidae
Product: presenilins-associated rhomboid-like protein, mitochondrial
Exons: 10
Coding region: 242-1456 (404 amino acids)
Cellular component (GO): membrane
Molecular function (GO): serine-type endopeptidase activity
Source: RefSeq, a predicted model, not a curated record